AACAUUGUAUCUCUUUAUAAGGUGGAAAGUAGAUCUUGGGUUGUAAGUCCGCUCUCGAAUACAUUAUUUAAAAAAUACAUCAGUUUUGUGUGAAAAUGCACGACUGCAAGAGUGAUAUUGCGUGAUAUUCGAUGAAAUAUCUGCAGCCUUUGUGAAUUGAAGGCGGAUACCGACGACAUUUUACGCGAUUAUGGUGUGAACUUACAUGACAUGGCGGAGUAAUAACGAAUGCUCUCUUCGAUUUUCCCUCUUUUUUGAGAAAGUGCUCUGAGUUUUGGAAAUAUAGGAGGUUGAGCUAAACUGAACCUGGCUGAAAGGUCUCAGGGGCAGCGUCACUUUUGAAAGUUUGCUUUAGUGGUUUCAAACAGAUGACAAUUUUGCAAUGUCCGCAAUUUCCUUGUUUGUUUACCUUUUUGGUGGUUGGGUUUUAUGAACAGUGCUGUAAUUUUUACUGACCCGCGCUCCAGCAGUCGGCUGACGAUUUCAGGAACCGGGUCCUCUAACUAGAAUGCUACCAAGCCAGGCUGGAUCAGCACAAUCUGGAAACGGGUCAGCGUCUUUCAGGGAUAACACAGGUCACGGUUCUGGGGUGAUUGGGAUUCGCCCUGUGUUGGUCAGAGCAAGGCAAUCGAAAACUCGGGUCAGCGACAGCAUCAGUGCGGUGGGGAUGUUGAGGGGCAACGGUCCAGGAGUGGGUGCAAGAGGUGGGGCGAGACCAGGGAACGGGACGGGACCGACGAUUCCACAGACCGCUGCUCAGGGAGGCAUCGGUCUGAACAUGGGAAUUGGGGUUCGCGGAGGCAGCCGCUACGACCCGGACAAAGAGUGUGCGCCAAUGGGUUGCAGUGGGUCGGACGCUGAUUCAGACUCGGGGGAUGAAGACGAUCCGAUGGGUUCAAUCGGGGACAACAGAAGAAGUGUAAAGCGGGAGAGACUGGAGAUGGAGGCUGCGGUGACAGGGCAGGAGGCCGGGAUACCACCGGGGGGUUAUGGUGUGGUCCCCCAAGGUGUCGCUGGCGCAAAGCCAGGGAAGAAGACACGUGGGCGCGUGAAGAUAAAAAUGGAAUUCAUCGACAACAAGUUGAGGCGAUACACAACUUUUAGCAAGAGGAAGACUGGUAUAAUGAAGAAGGCCUAUGAGCUUUCCACGUUGACAGGAACCCAGGUCCUGCUACUGGUGGCCAGCGAGACGGGCCAUGUCUACACAUUUGCCACGCGGAAGCUCCAGCCCAUGAUCACCAGCGAGACGGGCAAGGCCCUCAUCCAGACGUGCCUCAAUUCUCCAGACUCGCCCCCCCGCAACGACCCCUCCACUGACCAGCGUAUGAGCGCCACAGGCUUCGAGGAGACAGACCUUACCUACCAGGUGUCUGAGUCAGAGAGCCUUGGGGAGACCAAGGACCAGCUAAAGCCUGCGUUUACAGUGGCCAGCCUCCCGGGCACCACCAGUACCCACGCACCUACGGCACCCACCACAUCCACCACCAUGCAGGUUAGCAGCGGGCCCUCCUUCCCCAUCACCAACUACCUGGCUCCCAUCUCCGCUAGCAGCAACGUCAACGGCACAGUCCUCAAGACCACCGGUGCCUCCGGAGGGCAGGUCAUGCAGCUGCCCAGCGGCUUUACCUUCAUGUCAGCAGGCACUUCUCUCCCUCCCGGCACCCCCACCAUUCCGCUCAGCCAGCUGCACCAGCACACCCUGGCCAUCCCGGGACAGCGGGGCCAGAAGCUCACCGCAUCACAACUGACACAGCAGGGCCAGCAGGCCGUCUUCCGAUUCCCCGCUGCAGUCUCCCUAGGGGGAGGGAUGACCCAGCAGCUGCAGGCCAUCCAGGUGCACCCCACCACACACACCAAUGACAGCAGCUCGGAGAUCUCCCAGACCUCGACUGUCUCCACUGCGACCAUUGUCACGUCGUCUGUGCCCACGUCCAUGGCGGGGCACAUGAUGUACACCAGCCCCCACACAGUGAUGUACGCGUCCAGCCCCUCGGCCAUGCAGGUGUCCCACGGACAGGGCCAGGACACAGGUGAGACCACGCUUGACUACAGUAGGCUACGCUGGGACACAGGUGCUGUCCCUCAGGUAUUCCUUACGGCACCCUCGGGCACCAUGCAGAUCCCUGUUUCUGCAGUGCAGCUACACCCAAUGGUGAUUGGUCAGCAGUUGAGCAGCAGCAGCAGUAACCUGACAGAGCUGCAGGUGGUCAGCCUGGACACCACCCAGAACACUAAGAACGACUGACAGACACACUGAGGCCCAGACAUCUCUAUUUAUUGAUGCCUUCCAUCAGCAUUUCAUUUUACAGCUCUGUGUGUUGCAUUUCCAUUACAAUUCUGUAUGUAUGCACACGCAUGGAAGGGUAUGUGUGUCGCUAAGCUUUGUAUGUGAGUAGAUGUUUGAAAAUACGUAUCUAUUCAUUCACUAAAGCAUAGAAAGGAAUUGAGAUAUACACUAAAUCCUCCUUUUGGAAUACCUUGUCUAUAGUAUUAUUUUUUUUUGGGGGGGGGUCUGUAAUUAUUUGUCAAGUGCACAUGAUGCAGGUGCUGCAGCUCCACACGUCAGCCAAAGAGACAUUUGUGUGUUUGUGCGCGUAAACGUAGGAUUUAUAAAUGGGAAGGGUAUGGUGGCUUUGGGGUUAAAGACAUUUGUAAAUGUACAUAAUUAUUUUUUAAUUGAAUCAAAUUGUAUUUUUUUGCCUGUUUGUGCGACGGUAAUUUGCAUAUAGAAUAAAUGAAUUAUUUAUACACUAUGUACACCUGCUCUUUCAUGACAUACACUGACCAGGUGAAUCCAGGCGAAAGCUAUGAUCCCUUAUUGAUGUCACUUGUUAAAUCCACUCCAAACAUUGUAGAUGAAGGUGAGGAGACAUGUUAAAGAAGGAUUUUAAGCCUUGAGACAAUUGAGACAUGGAUUGUGUAUGUGUGCCAUUGAGGGUGAAUGGGCAAGACUAAAGAUUUAAGUGCCUUUGAACGGGGUAUGGUAGUAGGUGGCAGGCGCACCAGUUUGUGUUAAGAACUGCUGGGUUUUUCACGCGCAACAGUUUUGCGUGUGUUUCAAUAAUAGUGCACCACCCAAAGGACAUCCAGCCAACUUGACCCAACUGUGGGAAGCAUUGGAGUCAACAAGGGCCAACUUCCCUGUGGAACGCUUUCGACACCAUGUAGAGUACAUGACCUGAAAAAUUGAGGCUGUUCUGAGGGCUAUUUCUUAUAGUUGGCCAACUAACCUUACAAGAUAAUGUAUUCUGAAGCGUAAAAUAUAUUCUGGUAAAAAUGUAUAAUUUAAUUAUUUAAAUUGAGUUAGCUGGAUAAGCGAGUCCUGCGUUGUGAAAUAUAAGCCAGCUUGUGCCAAACUGACUGACAAGGGUGACAUCUUUCUAGAAUGAAUCACAAUGACCUCUUCACACCUUGCCAGUCACAGUGCUGAAGGACUGCGUCUACUGGUGCCUGUAUGGCCAUGUAGGUUACUGAAAGUUAUUUUUGCUAGUCUGGGCAGUUGGUAGCAGGGCACUAGUAAGCUCCUGUGUCGGUUAAGAAUUGGACAUAAUGCCAGGAUAAAACACUGAACUCGAAUGGUUUUCUGCUAUUCUCAUUUAGCUGAAAUAAAAAGGGUAUUUUCUCUAGGUGUCAGUACUGUAUGAAGGGUUUGUUAGUCUCCUUAUAACCAUACCUGGAUUCAUGUAUUAUAUAUGCUUAAUUAUGCUAGGUGGGUGGGGUUUGCACUUUUGAGACUUUUAUAUUGGUUCCAUCAUAACAGGCAGGCUCAAUCAAGCACAACUUAUGUAUAUGAACCCAGGUCUGCUUAUAACAUGGUUGAUCAAUCAACCAAUAAAUCUAUACAAUGUCAUAUUGCCUCUGAACCAUUUAAACUUGCUAUGCUGGCAUUUUCUUAGGAAUUUACAUUUAACUGUGUUCAUGAAGAAUAGUGAGGUUUUAAAGGGUACUUCAAAAAGUUAGUUAACCCUCUACAAGUUUUAAAGGAAGCCUUAUAUAACUUCAUAGUAUUUAUUUGGAGAAAUAAUGGUAUUUUACCCAGUUAGGACCCACUUUACCAAGGUGGAUUGGGGAGAGUGAGAGCACCGUUUUCUCUCUACCAACAGGGCCUCUUUUUCAUAGUUGUGGGUUUACGUUCUCAUGAAGGGAAUUGAAAUGUCUGUUUAUUCUGCAAACCAUCAAGCAAGAGCCUUGGACCUUAGCUUUUACUGUACAUUAAACUCAUGUAUUUCUCCCAUCCCAGGAAAUUGUUUCUCCAGUCAGUGGAAUAUUUUUGUGUAUAUAUGGACUGAGCUGACAAUGUAUUGAGCAAGUUCAUGCAAUGCUUUUUAUUUUUUGCAAUCAAAGGUCAAGAUUCAAGCCAAUCAUGUUUGUAGACAUUGCGUCUUUUAAAGGCAAUGUUGCGGAGAUCACAUUCAAGAUCAGCUGUUCAGAUUUCGACCGCUCAAUUGGAAAUUCUUUAAUGUCAAGCACGCUAUAUUGAGGUUUUGGAUGGAAUCCCAGCCAAAGUCUUGUGGGUUAGAAGUUGACACUUAUCUCAGAUUCUUCUAAUGGAUCUAAAAAAAAAUGAAUGAAUUAAUAAAUGGAAGUGCAGUCAUGGUAAAAAUAUAAAAUGGUUAUUUUGUGCAGUUUUGUUUUCGUACUUUUGAAUCUAAACGUCACCAUAUGUACAAAACUUUUGUAAUAAAAACUAAUUAAACCUUCAA
Messenger RNA from Oncorhynchus kisutch (coho salmon), 4703 nucleotides. Its product is annotated as serum response factor. Gene Ontology annotation, biological process: positive regulation of transcription by RNA polymerase II. The transcript has 8 exons. Lineage: Eukaryota; Metazoa; Chordata; Actinopteri; Salmoniformes; Salmonidae. The record is from RefSeq and is a predicted model, not a curated record. The coding region runs from base 509 to 2245 and encodes 578 amino acids. Gene Ontology annotation, molecular function: protein dimerization activity; DNA-binding transcription factor activity, RNA polymerase II-specific; cis-regulatory region sequence-specific DNA binding.